AUGUUUGAGUCCAAACUCCCUUUUAGUGUCAAUACUUGCAGUAUCACAUCAAGUCCAGAAAAAUUCGUUUGUAUAAACAUAGAAUGUUCAGAGAUAAAAGAUCAAUCAUUUGGAUGUUAUGAAUGCUUAAUUAAAAAGCAUAAAUAGAUUGAUUAACUCCAUUUUGAAAAAAUAAUAGAAAUUCCAGCAUUUCUAUCCCAAAUCAAAUAGAAAUCAAAACAAAAAAAUGAUAUACUAGACAAAUUAAUCAUUGAUUGUGAUUCUAAAAAAAAACUAGUUCUAUAAUAAAUCCAUGAAUUGGAGAAUUUUGUGAAUAUUGAUCUUCUACAUUAAAGACUUUUAUAACUCUUUAGUACUUAUCUUGCAAAACUAUAAAACGAAAAGGAUUUAAUUAUUCUUGCCCCUGACUAUUCUAAUUAGCAGCAUUUGAAAUUGCUCAAAUUCUAUCAUGAAGAUAUUGAACAAUAUGGAAAAGUGAUUACUCAAAGCGGAAUUGAACUAUAAGGAGAAGUAGAUGAAAUACUAGAAAACUAUCAAAUCGUUUCUCUUUAGAAAUUUAAUAAACUUAAAAAUCAAAUAGAAGCACUAAAAAUUUAAUUUAACGAAUAGAAUUAAAAAUUUGCAUAAUGGGAAAUACAGAGAGAAAGGGAAAGAUAAAGAGAAAGUCCCUUCAUGUAAAUAGUAGAAUAGUUGAAAUUGCCUGUUAUUUUUGUAUUGUCGAUUUUACUUUUUUUGGUGAUUGGUCAUAACUUAUUUUAUUUGAAUGCUUAAGAUUUCGAUUCUAGAUUAGUUUUAAAUUAAACUUAGUAAGAAGACUUAAAUAUCAAUUAUACGAAUUAAGAGUAUUAAACAAAUUAUACGAAAUACACAAAUUAAACUAGUUAAGCUAAUUAAACUAAUUAAACUAGUUAAACUAAUUAAACUAAUUAAGACAAAUAAUCAAAAUCCUAGAAUACAAGAAAUUAAUAAUGGCUUAUUAGUGAAAUACUUGAAAAUCGUAGAGUAGAAGAAUUUUAGAAUUUUACGAUAAUUUAUGAUUAAUCAUUUAAUAAAACUUUUACUCAGGAUACUUAUGAGAGAAUUUAAAAAAGAGUUUUUUGGGAUAAAAAUGAUAAGCUUGUUUGCAUUGGAGCAAGAGAGAACAAGAAUUUAAGAUUGAUAGGAUGUGAUUUAGCAAGCGAAGUAUUUUCAAUCACUUAGGAUGCUUAUAGUGCGCGUAAAAGCUAAAAUGGUGAAAUGUAUUGGUAUUGGGUCUAAUCAAAAUCUUUUGGGUUUUCACCAAACAAAAAUAUAGCUCUCACCAAUAUUGAUAAUGAGGAUCUCUCAAGUGAACUAAGAUUUUCAUUUGGAACAUCAAAGAACCUCGAAGAAAGAAGAGUUGGCUCCUAAUAUGGUCACAAAAAUACUAGUUAAUACAACUUGGUAAUCUAUGCUUCGAAGGACAACAAUUGA
Molecule: messenger RNA, 1452 nt
Organism: Paramecium tetraurelia
Lineage: Eukaryota; Ciliophora; Oligohymenophorea; Peniculida; Parameciidae
Exons: 3
Source: RefSeq, a predicted model, not a curated record